AUGCAAUCGGGAAAUGUUAUUAGAAUAGAAACAGCAGCAGUGAAAACCAAAGGCAAAGAACUUGAACUUUUAUUAUGUCAACCUUUCCAACCACCACAGGCAGUAACCAACAAAUUUGAAUUCAAUGUUUCCAAGCACAACCAAUUACAACAAGCAGACAUCCAACGAACGCUUUCCAACCACA
Molecule: messenger RNA, 184 nt
Organism: Ambispora leptoticha
Lineage: Eukaryota; Fungi; Glomeromycota; Glomeromycetes; Archaeosporales; Ambisporaceae
Source: the annotation of a GenBank genome assembly